AUGGACCGUCUCAAGCUGGCUGCUCUGCUCAAGCAGAGUCAACUUCCCGAUACUGAACAGGUCAAGUCGGCCACUGCAGACCUUCAGAAAAACUUCUUCCCUCAUCCUCAAUCCCUCCUCCUCCUUCUCGAGACCGUUUGCGUCGACGAAGAUGCGGCCGUCAGACAACUCGCUGCUGUGCAGGCUAGCCGCCUGGUCAACAAGCACUGGCCCAAGGUCGAUGCUGGUGCCAAAGGCAGUGUGCGCGAGCACCUGGUUCAGGCCGUCAUGAAGGAGCAAAAUGCCAAGUGCAGACACUCCGAAUCUCGCCUGAUUGCCAACAUUGCCAGCCUAGACUUUGCCAAGGGAGAGUGGAAGGAGCUGUUUGAUGGAAUCUUCCAGCUUUCUGAGAGCGACAACGUUGCUCAGCGUGAGGUUGGCACGUACCUCAUCUACAGCGCAGUGGAGUCGGACCCGCGCCACUUCAACGAACAUCUGCCGCGACUUUUCAAGACCCUGGAGAAGUGCAUCCAGGAUGGGCAGAGCCUCGAAGUUCGAGUCAACUCUCUCAUGGCCAUUGGCAGUGCCCUCAUGCUUAUCGACACUGAGGAUGAGGAGGAUGCAGACAAGGUCAAGAUGGUGCAGUCGCUUGUGCCUGCAAUGGCUGGUGUGCUCCGCAGUGCAGUCGAGGCUGGCGACGACGAAAAGAUCAAGCAGUCUUUUGAAGUCCUUCAGUCCUUCCUUGCGUACGACUCUUCCUUGUUGGGCAACUACCUCAAGGAUUUGUUGGAGUUCACCGCCACCAUUGCUGCAAACAAGGAGGCCAGCGAAGAUGCCCGGACCCAGUCCUUGGCGUUCCUGGCCCAGGCAGUUCGUUAUCGCCGCAUGAAGCUCAUGGGAAUGGGCGACUUGGUCAAGGGACUCGUUGAGCAGUCCUUGCAAAUCCUUACUGAGUUGGACGAUGAUGAUGACGACGAUACCACGCCUGCUCGCUUGUCUCUUACCCUGAUUGCCCAGCUUUCCAGUGAUCUUCCACCUCGUUUGGUUAUGCUUCCCAUUCUUGAGCAGUUCGCCAAGCUCUCGUCCUCCCCUGACCCUGCGCAGCGCAAGGCCGGUGUAAUUGCCCUUGGCAUAAGCUGCGAGGGUGCGCCCGACUUUGUCAACAGCCACUUCAAGCAAAUUCUCCCCAUUGUCAUUAGCUUGCUCAACGACUCCGACAUUGAGGUUCGCCACGCUGCCUUGGUCGGACUUACCCGUUUGGCCGAGGAGAUGUCCGAGGACGUCGCUGCUGAGCAUGUGCCCCUGAUCCAGGCGCUUCUGAAGAACCUCGAAGCCGCCGAGACUUCGAGCACAGAUGAAGCUACCAAGAAGAAGAACACCAACAUCAUUCGUUCCGUCUGUGGAGCCUUUGACGCUAUGUGCGAUGGCAUCAAGCCUGAGGUCAUGAAGAAGUUCGGUCCUGAGCUCCUUGAGCCUAUUGGCAAGUUACUUUCCCACGAUGAUGCUCGUGUCAAGGUCGCCGCUGCCGGUGCCGUCGGAGCCAUCGCUACCGCCAUGGAGGAGGACUUUGUGCCAUUCUUCCAGAAGACUAUGGCCGCUCUGGGUCCAUACAUGAGCGCAAAGGAGACUGAGGAAGACCUCACCCUUAGGGGCGGCAUUAGCGAUGCCAUCGGACGCAUCGCAGCUGCUGUCGGCCCCGAAGCCUUGAAGCCUUAUGUUCAAGACCUGAUGCACUCCACGGAAGAGAGCCUUCAUCUUGACAGCUACGAGCUUCGCGAAAGCACUUUUAUUCUUUGGUCGCAGCUUGCCAAGGUUUAUGAGCUCGACUUUGCUCCCUUCCUUGAUGGCGUCUUCAAGGCACUUCUCGAUGCCCUCGAGCUUGAGGAGGAAGAAGUCGUUCUGGACCUUACUGAGGAGGAUCAGGCCAUUGUCGGAGAUGCAAAGGAACUCAUCACCGCUGGCAAGAGGAUCAAGAUCAAGUCUCCCGAGGAGGACGAUGGUGGUAUGGAAGACUCAGACGAUGAGGACUUGUUUGAGGACUUCCUUGACUCGGCUGCUGCUAUGGAGAAGGAGGUUGCCAUUGAGGUUUUGGGUGACAUCAUCUCCCACAGCUGCGGCACAGCCGAGAUCUCCAAGCAUCUUGAGAAGGCUCUUGAGCUCAUUGCUCCUAUGGUCAGCCAUGGAUACGAGGGAUGCCGCAAGGCUAGUGUCUCAACGCUGUGGCGGGCAUAUGGCCGUGUCUGGCAGUUGACAGAGGAAGAGACUGGCGUCAAGUGGGAGCCCGGCUUCCCUCCCAAACAGACUCCUAGCGUGACCCUCCAAAAGCUCGGUGAGAUUGUUGCAACAUCAACACUGAGCCUGUGGGGCGAGGAGAGCGACAGGCAAGUCCCUUCCGUUUUCUUAUUUUACCCCCUUUGUGAAGUGAUGAAUACAAUGCGUUAUACCCAGCUCACUCAGACGCAAAAAUUUGCGGGUGCUGAGAAAGCGGAUGUUGUCACUGAGAUCAACCGCAUGGUCGCGCUGGUUCUCAAGAGCUGCGGGCCUGCCAUUCUCGUCGGCCAAGACACUCUGUCUCAGGUGAUCACUGCAUUGACUUCGAUCAUGACCCGCUCGCACCCUUGCCAGAUGGAUCUUGGAGAUGAGGACGAGGACAACAACGUCGAGGAAAGCUCAGAGUACGAUUGGCUCGUCAUCGACACUGCACUUGACGUUGUUAUCAGCCUCGCUCUAUCUCUUGGCCCUGCCUUCCAGGAGUUGUGGAAGAUUUUCGAGAAGCCUAUCGUGAAGUUUGCUAGCUCCAACGACUCCACUGAACGGUCUACUGCCGUUGGUGUUAUCGCUGAGUGUAUCCGUCACAUGGGUUCGACUGUUACCCCGUACACCGAGCGCCUCCUCAAGGUGCUGGUGCAUCGCUUGAGCGAUGAGGACCCCGAGACCAAGAGCAAUGCAGCCUAUGGCGCUGGCCAAUUGGUCCUACAGUCCAACGCCUCCGACAAAUACCUCCCGAGUCUGCAGGAGAUUCUGAGCAAAGUUGAGCCGAUGCUAUACGCCCAGUCGCAGGAGAACAGGAUACUUGACAAUGCAUGCGGCUGCUUGUCGCGUCUCAUGAUGAAGCACCCCGAUCGCGUUCCGAUUGGCGACUUCCUGCCUAACAUGGUCUCGAAGCUCCCCCUAACCGAUGACAAGGAUGGCUUCGAGGAGAACACGCCAAUUUAUGAGUGCAUUUACAAGCUCUACGACCACAGCGAGCCUACGGUCAUGAGCUUGACGCCACAGCUUAUCCCCGUGUUCGAAAAGGUUUUGAGCCCGCCCAACGAGCAGCUCACUGCCGAGACUAGGGUUCUUGUACAGAAGAUUGUGCAGCAACUGUACCAAGCCAAGCCGGACCUUUUCCAGGCCCACCAAGGUGUUUUGGCCCUUGCCCAUGCCGCCUAA
This is a messenger RNA of Pyricularia grisea, 3414 nucleotides long. RefSeq lists its product as uncharacterized. The record is from RefSeq and is a predicted model, not a curated record. Gene Ontology annotation, cellular component: nucleus; cytoplasm. The coding region runs from base 1 to 3414 and encodes 1137 amino acids. Lineage: Eukaryota; Fungi; Ascomycota; Sordariomycetes; Magnaporthales; Pyriculariaceae. The transcript is spliced from 4 exons. Gene Ontology annotation, biological process: protein import into nucleus. Gene Ontology annotation, molecular function: nuclear import signal receptor activity; small GTPase binding.